AUGAAGCCCGUUGUUUCUCUCGGAUACGCCUGGUGCUGCACCGUCCUCUCCGUCUUCGGAAUCGUCAUCCUUUGCGCCAUCGCCGGCUUCUUCUUGGGCGGCACUGAGGCCUUCCUCGGCAGCACUGAGGACCCCCCAGCUGGCCAGCCUGUUGCCGUCAACUUGUUCGGCGGUGCUGUCAUCUACGCGGUUUUCCUCGCUUUCUGCGGCUGCCAGAUCGUCAUGCACAGACGACAAGCCAGAAUCGAGCUGUAA
Molecule: messenger RNA, 255 nt
Organism: Myxozyma melibiosi
Lineage: Eukaryota; Fungi; Ascomycota; Lipomycetes; Lipomycetales; Lipomycetaceae
Exons: 4
Coding region: 1-255 (84 amino acids)
Source: RefSeq, a predicted model, not a curated record